Molecule: messenger RNA, 2112 nt
Organism: Rubroshorea leprosula
Lineage: Eukaryota; Viridiplantae; Streptophyta; Magnoliopsida; Malvales; Dipterocarpaceae
Source: the annotation of a GenBank genome assembly
AAAUUAUUACAAACUCAUCUCCUGUCUUUUGUCUUUCACAGAAUUUGGUUUGAUACUUUGAAUUUUGUUAAUUUGUGUUUGGCCCAUUUUCUGUUAGUGGCAGUGUCACCGCCUCACUUUUUCAUGUCUCGCACUUUACACUACUGUUUUAGCUAAAAACUUGCAAUAACAUCCUGCCAAAUUUCUUUCCUUUGACAUCUUUCCGUGUAGAUACCUUCUUUGUUCCUCUUUGUAAUUUCGUUCUGAAUCGGGUUAUACUGGUAAUAUUACUACCACUGGUGGUUUCAAAGGAGUGCUCAAAUUUUCAUUUCUGGGUAUUUUUGAAGACUGGCACCUAUGGCUUCUUGUUCUGUUCUGUUUGGGUGCACUGGGCUUGGUUCAGUGGGUAAGCUUAGGUCUCAGAGGCUAUGUGUGCGGUCUGCUCUGGAUACUAACGUGUCUGAUAUGAGCGUUAAUGCUCCAAAGGGUUUGUUUCCACCAGAACCUGAACAUUACAGGGGACCAAAGCUGAAAGUAGCUAUCAUUGGAGCUGGACUUGCAGGCAUGUCAACUGCAGUGGAGCUAUUGGAUCAGGGCCAUGAGGUGGAUAUAUAUGAGUCAAGGUCUUUCAUUGGUGGCAAAGUAGGCUCUUUUGUUGAUAAACGUGGCAAUCACAUAGAGAUGGGACUGCAUGUGUUCUUUGGUUGCUACAAUAAUCUCUUCCGCUUGAUGAAAAAGGUUGGUGCAGAUAAAAAUCUCCUUGUGAAGGAUCAUACUCACACUUUUGUUAACAAGGGGGGUGAAAUUGGUGAACUUGAUUUCCGAUUUCCAGUCGGUGCUCCCAUACACGGGAUCCGUGCAUUUUUGUCUACAAAUCAGCUCGAGACUUAUGAUAAAGCAAGAAAUGCUCUGGCUCUUGCCUUAAGUCCUGUCGUGAGAGCUCUUGUUGAUCCAGAUGGAGCAAUGAGGGUCAUAAGAAAUUUGGAUACUAUAAGCUUCUCUGAUUGGUUUUUGUCUAAAGGUGGGACACGUGCAAGCAUCCAGAGAAUGUGGGAUCCUGUUGCUUAUGCCCUCGGGUUUAUUGACUGUGAUAACAUCAGUGCUCGCUGUAUGCUGACUAUAUUCUCAUUAUUUGCUACCAAGACAGAGGCUUCCCUUCUGCGAAUGCUCAAGGGUUCCCCAGAUGUUUACUUGAGUGGUCCCAUCAGGAACUAUAUCACAGAAAGAGGAGGCAGAUUCCACUUGAGAUGGGGAUGCAGAGAGAUACUUUAUGAUAAAUCUGCUGAUGGAGAGACAUAUAUCACAGGAAUUGCCACGUCAAAAGCAACUAAUAAAAAAAUCGUCAAAGCUGAUGCAUAUGUUGCAGCUUGUGAUGUCCCUGGAAUUAAACGGUUGCUUCCGCCACAGUGGAGGGAGUGGGAAUUUUUUAACAAUAUUUAUGAGCUAGUUGGAGUGCCUGUUGUAACUGUGCAACUUAGAUACAACGGCUGGGUCACAGAGUUACAGGAUCUCGAACGAUCACGGCAAGUGAGGCAAGCUGUGGGCAUGGAUAACCUUCUGUAUACUCCGGAUGCAGAUUUCUCAUGCUUUGCAGACCUAGCUCUCACUUCUCCUGAGGAUUACUACAUUGAGGGACAUGGUUCAUUGCUCCAAUGUGUUUUGACCCCGGGUGAUCCUUACAUGCCGUUGCCGAAUGAUGAAAUCAUAAAUAGAGUAGCAAAGCAGGUUUUGGCUUUAUUUCCAUCAUCCCAAGGUUUGGAAGUUAUUUGGUCAUCUGUUGUCAAGAUUGGGCAGUCUCUAUACCGCGAGGGACCUGGUAAAGAUCCAUUUAGGCCUGAUCAGAAGACACCCAUUAAGAACUUCUUCCUGGCUGGAUCGUAUACAAAGCAGGAUUAUAUAGAUAGUAUGGAAGGAGCAACAUUAUCCGGCAGACAAGCGUCGGCCUAUAUAUGUAAUGCGGGGGAAGAAUUGGUGGCAUUAAGGAAGAAACUCGCUGCCAUUGGAUUGAACCAAGAAACAGAAGUUUCAAGCGUCCCUGACGAGCUAAGUCUUGUGUAAUAACAUUUUAACGCAUUUGAAAAGCACUGUUAAACUUCCUGUCUUGUGAUUGUUGCAGGUAUUUGAAAUAUUUAU